Messenger RNA from Plasmodium gonderi, 1308 nucleotides. Its product is annotated as protease. Gene Ontology annotation, biological process: CAAX-box protein processing. Gene Ontology annotation, cellular component: membrane. The transcript has 3 exons. Gene Ontology annotation, molecular function: metalloendopeptidase activity. Bases 1 to 1308 code for a protein of 435 amino acids. NCBI's taxonomy places the organism in Eukaryota, Apicomplexa, Aconoidasida, Haemosporida, Plasmodiidae. The record is from RefSeq and is a predicted model, not a curated record.
AUGGUGCUAAACCUUUUUUGUAUUGUUAUAAUAUUCCAGUUGUAUGUGACAUGCUUCACGAUAAGGAAAACAAAUGUAGUUAUUGGUAAAUAUGGAAGGAUAGCUAACGGAGGGGAAAAGGUUAAGUCCAAUGUAUUGGGAGUGAGGAAACAAUUUUUUACAUACAAAAGAUUUCAAGUUCAUUUAUCAGAUGAUGACAAAUUGAAAAAGAAGCAAGAACUAAAUGAAGGAAGAGGAAAUCUGGAGAGCUUUUACCAUAAGAAUUGUAACUUAUUCAAGAAAGCAUUUGGAUUUAUGAAAAGUGGUCUAACUUAUGUGCAGGAGAAUAUAUUAACAAAUUCGUUAAAAAGCCAGUUAACCAUUUCUAUAUCAUUUUUUCUUUUACAUUUUUAUACAAUAUCACGGCAUUUCCUCAUUUUAUUUCCAUAUCAGCUAAUUCCAAAUCAUUCAAAUAUCCUUAUGAGUCUAGAUUUGAACAAUACACUUUUUUUCUUAACGACCAUAUGUUUUUUAAAACGUUUGAAAAAGCAUUUCCACAGCUUUAAAAAGAGGUUACAGGUAAACGGGUUUACCAUCAAACUGCAGGAAAACAAGAAGAAAAACAUCCUUUCUGUAGCAUUCCUUUUGAUCGCUUCCUAUGUCUUGUCAGGAUAUGUAUCCAUAUACACGGAGCGAAUUUUGAGCCUUUGGAAAAUUUUCGUUCAUCCCGUAUCAGAGAACAUGGUGAAAUCGAUACAGAUCUUGACAGGACAUUUCAUUUGGGUAGCAUGCAGCAUCGUUGUGUUCAAAAGAUUUCUCUACCCAUAUUUUGUGAACAAUGAAAGCAAUUUAAAUUUUCGCUAUAAGGACAGUUGGUGUUUCGAUGUUGUGUAUGGAUACCUAUUUUCUCAUUUUGUAUUUAGUAUUGUUGAUGUUCUGAACAAUUUGGUCAUAAAUCACUUUAUGACAGAAGUAGAAGAUGAUAUAUACAUGGAUAAUAGCAUAGAUGACAUUGUCAACGGAAGAGAAUUUGUUUCAACAUUGUUAUGUAUAAUAAGUCCCUGUUUUAGUGCACCUUUUUUUGAGGAAUUUAUUUAUCGUUUUUUCGUGUUGAAGAGUUUGAAUUUGUUCAUGCAUAUACACUAUGCUGUUAUGUUCUCUUCUUUGUUUUUUGCCAUUCACCAUUUGAAUAUUUUUAAUUUAAUGCCCUUAUUUUUUUUAUCCUUCUUAUGGUCCUAUAUAUAUAUAUACACUGAUAACGUUUUAGUCACUAUGCUCAUUCAUUCCUUUUGGAACAUAUAUGUUUUUCUGACGUCUUUAUAUAACUAG